AUGAAGGAUCGGGUCAAAAAAGGUGUUUCAUCUCUGCAAGAAGCACUGGCGCUUCUUGAAGAGCUUGAGAGAGCUACUGGCUAUCAUACUGAAUACUUCUCGCAGCAGUGGGAACGUCAGAAGACUUGCCAACGGGAAUAUAUGGGCAAUACAAACAUCCAACACCUCGAGUUACGUUUAGGACGCCUGAUUGACCUUGAGGAGAGCUUUCAAGAAGCUUAUUAUAAAACGUCUCAUUUUCAAAGCGAACGGAUGGAUCAACUUCGACGACAGCGACGAAGAAAUAUGUCCGAUGCCGAAUUUGCUGAGUUGCGAUCGUUACCCGGCAUACUGGCUGAUCUGGCUGAAGCCAUCCAAGAGAUCACGGCUGAGUUGGGUGGUCCCGAGUUUCAAGAUAUGGCAGCAGCAACUGAUCCUCUUGCUCGUGCUUGUUUCCAAGUUCGCUUGGCCAAAGAAAACCUUUACGAAGCAAAGGUCGGCGUAAUCGAACAUCAGAAGAGGUGGAAUAAAGCGGAUCAGGCAGCGAUUCAAAACCACCAUGAACACACGAGUUGCCACUGUCAAGCGUAA
Messenger RNA from Melampsora larici-populina 98AG31, 570 nucleotides. RefSeq lists its product as uncharacterized. The record is from RefSeq and is a predicted model, not a curated record. Bases 1 to 570 code for a protein of 189 amino acids. NCBI's taxonomy places the organism in Eukaryota, Fungi, Basidiomycota, Pucciniomycetes, Pucciniales, Melampsoraceae. The transcript has 4 exons.